AUACUUAGGCGGUCCGGCUCCUGUUAUUGUCUAUGUUUCUCACUUGCAUGUUGAGAUAAUUAAAUGCCACGUGAUGAAUCUACCCAAAAUGGCGGCAGCCUCAUCCAUCCAGCCGCCGAGCGUUCACUCUUCUCUAGCCCGGGAGAGCGCACUUUCCCCGGAGAUGGACAGCCCCGAGAGCCGGCAGCCGGAGGAUGAGGAGGCGGCGGCAGCGCAGCCCUCGGAGCCGGGGAUUAGCCUCCGCGACCUGCCGGACCUGGAGCCGGAGGAGAUCGAGCGGAGGCUGGCCAAAACUCGCCAGGAGCUGAGCAACAGGAGGAAAAUCCUCAUUAAGAACCUGCCGCCUGACACCACUAACCAGGAGGUCCAUGAAAUUCUGAAAGAGUAUGAACUGAAGUACUGCUUUGUGGAUCGCAACAAAGGAACAGCCUUUGUGACUUUGCUGAACGGGGACCAGGCUCAGGAUGCCAUCCGCUCCCUCCAUCACAGCACUGUCCGGGGACGCUUGAUCAAUGUCACCCUGCAGCCUACCGACUCCCUGCUCUGCCUCACCAACCUGCCCCACACCUUCACUGCGCAGCAAUUAGAGGAGCUGGUACGCUCCUACGGAAACAUCGAGCGCUCCUUCCUGGUGUACAGCGAGCUGACGGGCCACUCCAAAGGAUAUGGGUUUGUUGAAUACAUGAAGAAGGACUCAGCUUCACGGGCCCGCUCCGAGCUGCUGGGCCGACCACUGGGGGAUCGCUCACUGAUGGUGCAAUGGAUGGACGUAAACCAGCUGAGUCAGGAGGAGAACCUGCACUCCAAGUGUCUGUGUGUGGACCGGCUGCCGCUGGACCUCUGUGACUCUGAAGAACUGACCCAGCUCUUCUCUGAAACCUACAAACCUGUCUUCUGCCAGCUUGCUCAGGAUGAGGGCAGCCCAGUGCGAGGUUUCGGUGUGGUGGAGUAUGAGAGUGCAGAGCAGGCAGAGGCAGUGCUGAUAGAGAUGGACAGAACACUGGUGGGAGGACAGGAGGUCCGUCUGUCACUCUGUACCCCGGGCACCUCAGGGAGAAGCACCCUGGCUGCACUCAUCGCCGCCCAGGGUAUGAUUCUGAGUAAUAGGAAAGGUCUGCUACCAGAGCCUAACCUGGCCCAGCUGUUGACCAGUAUGACCAACCCUGCUGCCCUGCAGAUCCUCAUGAGACCGUACCACACUGGGAAAAGAGGAGGGAAGUACGGCCGUCACACCAGCCUGCCAUUCCUCAGACCUCCUCUCACCACGGCUCUGCUCACACUGGGAAAAGCACACCAGAAUGCUAUGCUUGGUAAUGGACUAGUCCUACAGAACCUCUUGCAUAUGCAGCUCGCCCAGCAACAGCUUCUGCACAUCAAAGACAAACGCAUCAGCAGCGUCUCCAGUCUGCUCGGGGACCCGUCCAGACUGCUGAUGCAGAAGGCUUUGUCUCUACGACCUCCGGGCCUCGUGCCGCUGGGGAAAGGCCUCCUGGGAGACUCCCCUACAGAGUUGGGCCAGGAGUCUGUGCCAGCGUCUACCCACAAUGCCACAGUAGUGGUGUCAGCAGCAGGUGUGAUGCCGUACCUCCAGGGUCGAGCUGGAGGAGGGGAGCAAAACAGCACCCAUUCUAUCUGCACAACUGCUGCCUCCUCUUCCUCCUCCUCCUCUCACUCCUCCACCGCCUGUGACAGGCAGCCCGCGCCUCCUGGGACCAUGGUGAACUCCCAGCUGCAGGGACAGAGCUAUUCCUUGGGAAUAAGUAACUCAGGCAUCGGCCCCCCUCCACCUAAACCCCCUGGAGGAGUUUAUACGUCAACCGGCCAGCACAACAGCUCAGAUGGCUGCUCCCUUGCUAGCAUGGUAAGCAGUGGUCAGAGUUCUCUGUUGGGCGAUCCCCCUAAAGAAGUCAGAAUGCCCUCUAAUCCUUACCUGAACCUGGCCAGUGUAAUGCCAGGGGUGGUUCUGCAAGGCUCAGUGGGGGCUAAAGCCCAGGGAGGACAGCCUGGCUCCGGGGUCUACGGCAGCUCUGUGGCUCCCGUCGUCUCCCAGGGCUCAGGCUCCUUCUCCCACAGCGCGGCAGCUACAACCGCAGCCCCGUACAGCACCGAUGCUUCCACUGACUACAGCCAAUACAACCAGGCCUACACACAGGAGGCCAUGCAACAGUGGUACCAGCACUACCAAGCAGCGCAAGCCCACACCUACAGCACUGCUGCGCCACAGGACAGCACAGCCACAGACUACAGCAAGGAGCACACACAGGCUCCACCAGUUUCCUCCUAUGGGGAUUAUAGUUCCUACAUGCAGGCGGUAACCCAGUACUACUCCCAGCCUGCGACAGCUAACCAGGCCUACGCCACCAAGGAGGUAGAUGUGUGUAAGCCUCUUGGAGUGUCCCUGCACGCAGUCAGUAAUGGUGCGGCUCCUCCGCCGGCGGUCCUGCCAGCUGCCGCCGUGCUCCCCGCCUACAGCACCCUGCCUUUAAUGCCAGGCUUCCUCGGGGCGCCACACCCAGCGGCAGCCACGCCGAACCCUGUCACGCACACACACACUGCCGCCACUGACUGGAACACCUACUACUAUAACCAGACAAGGGGCCAUAAGAGAGAGUACCCUCAGUUGGCGGUGCAAGAAGUGACAUCAUCAGAUGGCGCCUACAUUGGGCAGCACUCCCAAGGCCUGGGGGGGCAGUAUGCUGACUACUUCAAGAGGAAGAGGCUCUAGUAUGAACCAAACCACCGUAAAGCCUAAAGCUUAGGGAGGGAAGCGCACACAGCGUCUGCUGGAUGCCAAAGCUCCCUCUAGUGGCCUUUCUGUGGCUGCCAUUUUGCAUCCCUACAGUAGGUAUUGAGUUUAAUAGAAUUUAGGUUGCAAAUGGCUCAAGUGAAAGCAAGCCAUAGUGCUCUUUGAUCCUUGGCACUUAUGUAAACACACACACAAUACACAAUACACACAUAAACAUGGUGUUGCUUUUGUCCUGUUCAAGCCUUAACUCUUUUAACUUAAACUGUUGUUUCUCAGUCAGUGUGUCAGCUGUACUUAACUAAUAUUAUCUUGUACAUUUUUUCUAAUAUAAUGUAAACAAAAGUAUACUGUAUCUGUACGUAUAAGCUGCUUUUAUAUUUCCAGCCAGGCUACACGUCUGCCUGCUCAAACUGUCUUAGGACUGGUCUUACAGUCAGGUCCCUCCUUCUGUGUCUCCUUUCAAAAGACUAAACCCGUCUACUGUUGCACACUCAAAGCUUUGAACUAACAGACAUCAGUCGAACUGAUGUCUGUUUGUUCCCGCUUCAGUGUCUUUUCUCAUUUCCUUUUAUCGCCCAAGAUCCUGUUUUAUAUAUCCCCCCGUAGAGAAUUAGUGUAUGUUUAUGCGUGUUAAUAUGCUGUAUCUGUAGGAAGUGUCAGCCAUUUCAAUCCCAAGGUUGGGAGCACAUCAGGAAAAAAAGGGCCUGAACCAAUCAAAGCCCUUUAUUGUGGUGACUUACAAUAGCUUCCCUCAAUGAAUGGACCUUUCUUAUAAAGACUGGACAGAACCUACAAAGGCUUGUGUAUAUACUACAGUGUAAUGCAGAAUAUAUAAAGCCAUGUGUAACAGACAAUAUCAUAUAUAAUGGACAUUUCCCAGCUCUUUUGUGAGCGUGUUGUAUGACAUUCUUUGGUUUUUUUUUCAAUCUAUACUGUUAUAUAUAUAUUUGUAAUAUAAUAUAAUAAUAUUUCAAGGCAAUUCAAGACAUUUAUUGAUAUUGAAUCAAAUUGUAUUGACUUAAAUGUGGGUAUCUGGUUUGGUUUUUAACAUUUAAGCCAAAUAUUAGGGCACAGUUUUGCUCUCUUCUCUUCUUUCAGUUGUAACACAUUCAGAUGUUUUCUGAGAAGAGCUGUCGGGACUGUAACAGGAGCUUUACUUCCUUUUCCAGCUGCCAUUAGAACGUGAAGCAUUCAGACUGUAAAUGUGUCCCAAGUCCAUACUACACACUGAUUCUAAGUAGGUUUAGAGUAUGUGGUAGAGUGUUAAACAAUGACAAAGUAUACUCAAAUCAAUCUGUGUGCAUACUAAAAAAAAAAACCUUUAGCUUUUAGUGUGCCGUUGAUGGACACUAUUCUCACACAAUUCAUUUCACAAAGGAAUUAGAAGAGCUACUCAUAGCUGGGAAAAAAUCAAACUAAUGUUGGGUGGUGGUGAAACAGCUUAAAUUACUAUUAACAUUUAUGAAAAAAACAUUUAGCUGCCUCUUUGUGAAGUCAUGAAUUGGCAGUGACAACAACUCAAAUCUGAUUUGAAUUUGUUAGAAUUGCAUAAUUUCCUGUAAGUAUGCUGCAAAACUGCAGUAAACAGUAUAAAGAGAGUAUAUACUGUAGUAUAUACUGUGUAGAAUUACUGUGUGGUAUGGAAUUGGGACACAGCCUGUAUUUGAGGGACAAUUUUCAGAAUCAAAAACUUUCAGCAUUCUGGUAAAGUUUUGCUCAUCAGAUGCUUGCUUACAAUAUGCCACUGUGCACGUGACUUUCCGCACCUUACUUUGAGGUUUAUAGGCAAAACAGGAAAAAAAAAAAAAAACUAUUUAAUGUUGAUUUUGCAGAGAUUAUUUCUUUUCCAACUGUUUUUUUUAAACAAAGGAACAGAGGAAUAUGAUCCUGUAAUCUUUGUGAAAAAAUUUCCAUUAUUAUUCCAAUCCUGUAUUUUGCUACUGCCAUUAUGAAUGCUAGUGCACAGGCUGUGAACUGAAUAAUACUUAAUGUCCAGGGGGGUUUAUUUGAUGCUCAUCACCGAGAAGAGGGCUUGGUAUUUUAAUAGUACAGCUUGGACACUAGGUUUGUUAUGGGCUCAAGCCUCUUGUCUAACAUACCGGCAAUAACUAUGGCUCCUACUACUGUAGAAAGUUGAAUGUAUAUUUAUUUUGUAGUGUAAAUGUUUAGUGAUUCACACAGUGUUAUAUACUCCCACAUAACGACUCAUACUUGUGUUGGUAAAAGCUUUUUUUUUUCUUUGUAUUUUGCUCAUAACAAUCUGAUUAUAUAUCACUGAGCAGAAUAUUACUUGCAUUGCCAUGGCAACCAAGCUCACACACUGUGAAAACCAAUAACAGGUGAGAUCAGAUAUUGUGUACACAUGAGUUUAGUCCUGAUAUCAGGUGUGAGUUUCUCAUCACUGGGAUAACAGCUCUUUGGAAACACGAUGUUCACACACACACACACACACACACACACACACACACACACACACACACCCCGACACAAUAAUGGAAGAAUCUGUGAUAAUGUGUGCAGGUGCAAUUAUUAAGUGCUGAUAAAAUGGUUGAACAUCAAACUGAGGGCAAUACAUAUUCCUCUUCCUUCAUUACUGUACACACUGAUACACACACACACCCUUUCAUGAUUUCCACUAUCCCCUCUGUCGACUCUCACGGUCCGCUUUUCAUCCAAUUACAUGUUUUCUAACUCGAUUUCACUGCGAUGUGCUUCGCGGUGUCACAUGUCUCGCUUCCAGUCCGUAGUGAAUCAUACUUGACGUGCAGCAACGUGCUUUGAUAGAUGCAUCCGUGAGCGUUUUUGUGGAGGAUGUGGACAAAUUUACCUCCUCUCACAUUAAGUCGUUAAGUGGGCAGAAACACUGUAAUUUCAGGCAGGUGAAGGUGUCCGGCUUUCCCUGCUGAUCCAGCCUGAAACACUUUUUUUUUGCAUAUUAGAUUAAUCUUCUAUUGUGUGUAAUCAUGUUUUCUGUCCUUAGAUAUCAUAUCUUUCUCUCUGUUCAUCCUGCAUGUCUAUAUUCAUAAUUUAUUCUGUUUUUAGUAACAUUUCUUUGCACUUUUGUCUGUCUUCUGUGUAACUGACUGUGUGUCUUAUGCUGGUUUUUGUUCUUUUUCUUUUUCCUGGGCCUGCACAGCUCUGUAUUAAAGUGAAAACAAAU
Molecule: messenger RNA, 5906 nt
Organism: Thunnus maccoyii (southern bluefin tuna)
Lineage: Eukaryota; Metazoa; Chordata; Actinopteri; Scombriformes; Scombridae
Gene: raver2
Product: ribonucleoprotein, PTB-binding 2
Exons: 17
Coding region: 74-2725 (883 amino acids)
Cellular component (GO): cytosol
Molecular function (GO): mRNA binding
Source: RefSeq, a predicted model, not a curated record